Molecule: messenger RNA, 372 nt
Organism: Vicia faba (fava bean)
Lineage: Eukaryota; Viridiplantae; Streptophyta; Magnoliopsida; Fabales; Fabaceae
Source: the annotation of a GenBank genome assembly
AUGAUGACGCCUUCUGCUCCUGCGACUCUCCCCCUUCUUGCAUCCUCAAUUAGUGAAGGAUUUGAAAGAUCUUUAGGGCAUAUAUCAGGUGUGAUGAUUUUUGUUGAUACAAGUGGAGAAUCCUUAAGGAAAAUGCAAAAUUCUGGGUUUAUUCAAAUAAUAAAUACUGCCUCAAAAGAUUUCACCUUGCUUUUCACAUGGGCUAAUUAUGUUGGAGGGCAAUCUGAAUUUACUGGUCAUCACUUCAACUCAAAGAUAAAGAGGCCUGAUGGCGUGCAUGGUGUGCUUCUACAUCACAAGACUGCAAAUGAGCAAUCUCUGCUCACAUUUGCAAUUGCAGCAGAAGAGACUGAAUAUGUUCAUAUCUCAUAA